ACCUGCGCAUGCCGCAUGCGUGUAAGAUGGACGGGAAAAUGGCGGAAGGCGACUCGGUCAAAGUGAAGCUACAGCGAAACCUGGCCGAUUUCAGCAUCUUGACGAGGAAAUUGCUGGAGGGAGUGGCGGGAGACACACCCAUUCGACCUAUGACCUCUUUGGCUGGAAGUGACCAGACUUUUACGACUGUCAUAGACCAGCUAAUAGAGAGAGACCGAGAUAUUCAGCAGCUUGUGGAGAAAGCCCUAGAGAUGAGGUUGAGGCAGGCAGAGCUGGAGCGAGUAGAGGGGCAGCUGGAAAAGAGAAACCAGGACAUUGGAGAGCUGCAGGCGAGACUACAAGACGCUGAAAAACUGCUUGUGAGAUUGUGCACCAUUCAGCCAUUGUAGGUCCCAGCAUGUGUAACUAUAGGGAAGAGGUUAGUUCUUAGCAAUGAUUAUGAAUUCUAGAAGCUUCUGCCCUUCUGUCCAUCAAUCGGAUAAGAUGACCAGAUGAUG
Messenger RNA from Geodia barretti, 497 nucleotides. Lineage: Eukaryota; Metazoa; Porifera; Demospongiae; Tetractinellida; Geodiidae. The record is from the annotation of a GenBank genome assembly.